Messenger RNA from Dicrocoelium dendriticum, 1051 nucleotides. The record is from the annotation of a GenBank genome assembly. Lineage: Eukaryota; Metazoa; Platyhelminthes; Trematoda; Plagiorchiida; Dicrocoeliidae.
UGCAGGUCUUCCGGUCUAUUGCGACCUACACUUGGUGACGGAUACGGAAGAACCUAUCAUCCCGAACCGGACGGAUAUUAAAGGGACGUACAGUCCCUUAAUAUUGCCUCAAUCCGCGUCUGGCUCUUUCAAUGACCGAAGAGGGGUAUUCAGUGACUCUUCUCCGUCAGGGAAAGUAUUUGAAACAGGAUGAUGGCUCCAUCUUGCGCAGUUGCAAUACCGUUUUGCUUCGCGGGCCCUCUGGUUCAAUCAUCGUCAACCCUGGAUCUGUCUGGGACAUCGCUUCGCUAAGAUCAUUGUUGUCGUCCGCUGGGAUAUCCUCUCCGGAAAAACAAAUCGCUUACGUUAUUUGUACUGAUGGGCGAGCGGAACACAUUGGUUGUUUGAGCCUCUUUGAGGCUGCCGAAAUGAUGAUUGUCGGAUAUGAUAUACACAAGCGCGGCGACUUGUUCAUCGCACAUGACUUUGCGGAUGGCAUUGCACCUUACGAAUUUGAUGAGCAUCUGUAUGUGAUCGGUACUCCUGGCAAACGCGGACACCAAGUCAGUUUGAUGGUUCGUGGUUGGCUGACGGACGGAUCGAACUCCGAAAACAAAGGGCCUAUUGGCCGGAUAGCAAUUACUGGAGGACUAUUCACUGAUGAAGCUGAUGCCUGUAGCGUCAGUUUCUUCGAUACUGUGGAGGACAGCUAUAGAGAAAUCAUCGGCGACAAAGAGAGUUUCAUCAACUGUUGGCGCCGAAGUCGUCAGUAUGUGUUGGACCGCGCAGACUGGAUCAUCCCUGCCUAUGGAAAGGCAUUCAAAGUCCAACCUGAAUACUCUUCAACUCCUUGCGUGGAACUGGCUUAAUCCAUUGGUUCGUUUCUUCAUGUGUUGAAUUGUGAUCACUGGAUUCAGAGCAGUCGUUAUAGAACCACGGUUGUCGUCGGAAUAAUGCAACCCAUCGAUUUGCUUGGUCAACACCCAUGUUCCUGGCUUACUCCUCUAUUCACAUUACCACUUUCACAUUUCCUGUAUCUAUGUUGGAAAAGAUACUUUUUUAACUACUUUUG